GAGAGAGCGAGAAAGAGAGAAUGUGGUAACAGUGCGGUACCAGCUGCAGCACUACUAGUGAGGUGCGCAUCACUAUCAGUCACUAGAAACAGUGGAUUAGUACUCGCGUCUUUUUUGCCUCACAGUAGUUCAGUAUAGAAUAUUUCAUCUGGCUAUUAAUAAUGACAACUUUUGACUUCUCCGAUGUGGAGGCGUUUCUGGACCGCCACCCGGAACUCUUCGAGGACUACGUGAUCCGUAAAGGCGAGCGCGCAGCUCUGAGCACACGCCUGCCGGAGACGCGGCCGUGCAACAUCUCCGCUCCGGAGGAGGAGCGCGAGGACGCGGACGGCGGGAAACGGCGCUCGUCGCACGCGGAGAUGCGGCGCACCUUCGCGCGCUCCAAAGCGAGCGCCACGCACCACACCUACGACGAGCGCGCGAGCGUGGCGGCGCGGGAGUCCCAGGCAAGCGUGAGGCGGCGCGCGCUCCUGCGCAAGGCCAGCUCACUGCCACCCACCACGGCGCACAUCCUGAGCGCGCUGCUGGAGUCGCGCGUGAACGUGCCGCGCUACGCCUCCAGCGCGCUCGACUACAAGUACACGCUCAAGGAGUCGGACGAGCGCGAGUUCUUCCUCGAGCUCGUCAAGGACAUCUCCGGCGAACUCGACAUGACCAGCCUGGGCUACAAGAUCCUAGUAAACGUGUGCGUCAUGGUGAACGCAGACCGCUGCUCGCUCUUCCUGGUAGAAGGUCCUGCGCACGAGAGGACGUUAGUGUCCAAGUUUCUCGACGUGCACUCGGGGACAGCGGGGCGACCCUGCUCCAGCGCAAUUCCCUUCGCCGAGGUGCAAGUGCCCUGGGGCAAGGGUAUCAUCGGCUAUGUGGCCGAGCACGGCGAGACGGUCAACGUCCCAAACGCGUAUGAGGACCAUCGGUUUAGUGAUGAGAUUGACAAGCUGACAGGUUAUAAGACUCAGUCAAUCCUGUGCAUGGCCAUCUGUAACAGUGAUGGAGAGGUGAUCGGAGUGGUGCAGGCCAUCAACAAGAAACCCAGUGGAACCCCCUUCACUGAGGAUGAUGAAAAGGUGCUACAGAUGUACCUACCCUUCUGUGGUAUAUCGAUCUCCAAUGCCAAGCUCUUCUCUGAGUCCCGCAAAGAAUACGAUAGGAGCCGGGCUCUUCUGGAGGUGGUGAACGAUCUGUUUGAAGAGCAGACAGACCUGGAGAAGAUUGUGAGAAAGAUCAUGCAGCGAGCUCUAACCUUGCUGCAGUGUGAACGCUGCUCUGUGCUGCUCCUAGAGGACAUCCACUCACCUGUGGUAAAGUUCUCGAAGACAUUUGAGCUCAUGUCUCCAUUUUGCAAUGUGGAUCAUGACAUAAGCAUGGAGAAGGUGUCCUGUUCUGACUGGCUGAUCAAUAACAGCAUUGCUGAGUUGGUGGCAUCUACAGGCCUGCCUGUUAAUAUAAGUGAUGUGUGUCAGGAUCCCCGGUUUGAUUCUGAGGCUGACCAGGCCUCAGGCUUUCACAUCAGGUCAGUGCUGUGUGUCCCCAUUUGGAACAGAACCCAUCAAAUAAUUGGUGUUGCCCAAAUUCUUAACCGCUUGGACAGGAAGACGUUUAAUGAUGCAGAUCAAAGAUUAUUUGAGGCCUUUGUUAUUUUCUGUGGCCUUGGCAUCAACAAUACAAUGAUGUACAACCAAGUGAAGAAAGCUUGGGCAAAACAGUCUGUGGCUUUGGACAUGCUGUCUUAUCAUGCUACCUGCUCAAAAGCUGAAGUGGAUCGACUCAAGGCUGCUAAGAUCCCCCUGAGCAGUGAGCUGGGAAUUGAUGAGUUCUACUUCAAUGACUUUUCUCUGGACAAUGACGCCAUGAUCAACGCCUCCCUGCGCAUGUUUCUGGAGCUUAGUGUUGUGCAAAAAUUUAAGAUUGAUUAUGAGGUGUUGUGCCGCUGGCUGCUCACUGUAAGGAAGAACUACCGCACUGUGGCUUAUCACAACUGGAGACACGCUUUCAACGUCUCCCAGUGCAUGUUCGUCAUGAUAACUACUGCAGGGUUCCAGGAUGUUCUAACAGACACAGAGACUCUGGCACUGAUGGUUGGAUGUCUGUGCCAUGACCUGGAUCAUCGUGGCACCAACAAUGCAUUUCAAGCCAAGUCAGGAUCACCGCUGGCAUUGCUGUAUGGAACUUCAGCUACUCUUGAACAUCACCACUUCAACCACGCUGUUAUGAUCCUGCAGAGUGAGGGGCACAAUAUUUUUGCCAAUCUCAGCUCUAAAGAGUACAGCAACAUGAUGCAGCUUUUAAAGCAGGCCAUCCUGUCUACAGAUCUCACCUUGUAUUUCCAAAAAAGAACCAAGUUCUUUGAGUAUCUUCUGUCUGGAGACUUCAGCUGGUCAAGUCAGGAGCACAGAGACAUUUUCAGGUCCAUGCUUAUGACUGCGUGUGACGUGGGUGCUGUGACUCGACCAUGGGAGAUCUCUAAACAGGUGGCAGAGUUGGUGACUAGUGAGUUCUUUGAGCAGGGUGACAGGGAACGAUUUGAGCUGAAGCUCACACCAUCUGCCAUUUUUGAUCGCAAUCGUAAAGAUGAACUUCCUGCACUUCAGCUUGAAUGGAUCGAUGGGAUUUGUAAGCCACUGUAUGAGGCUUUGCUGAAGCUGAAUAGGAAGCUUCAGCCAAUGGUAGAUGGGAUACAUGCCAAUCGAAAAAAAUGGGAGGAACUCUGUUUGUCCUAUCAGCAAGCACGCCAAGUCUCAGAGUCCUUCAAUCCGUGUCCAGGAGUGGAAGAAGAAGAAUCAAGUCAAUGCACAGACUCCACCCUUACACAGUCAUUUGAACCUGCAGCAACCAAUCAGAGCACAGAGUCCACCCAUAGGGUGGAGUCAAAUUAGAACACAGCAUCGAAUCAGAAGUCAGCAUUGAUGGCAAAUUAGGGUGAACAGGGGAUGGACACUACUUUUAGAGUAAAAAUCAAAAAAGUUGCAAUGCAAAGGCAAUUUCAGUGGCUUUCAACAGCACAUUUCAACAGCACAACAAUUCUUGGCUUAUAUGUAAUUACAUAUUAAUAGCCUUACUUAUAGUCUAUAAAAAUAUAACCUUGAUCAAUCUGACCUGUUUCAGAAAAAACAGAGGAAGUAUACUAACAUACUGCACAUUAUACUGUGUUGAGCUUUGGGGAAUGGAUUGGUUACUAAUGCACUGAAAUGAAAGGAAAAAAUGAGCUACUUCUUAAGGUUAAUACUGUGAUGGCAUGGUUAUACCAUGAUAAUUAGUCAUAAGAUAUGAUAUUACUGCAGAUCAACAUUUAAUUCACUGUGAAUUGAUAUAACUGUGAUAUUUAGCAAUCAAUGAAUUUUUUUCAUGACAACAAACUUAUUCUAAAUAAGGGUUUGUGGUUUAUUCAGACAAAUGCCUUUUGUCCAGUGACACUAAACAUGGACUUCAUGACACCUCAUUUUUUUGGUUGAUUGAUUCAUUAUUCAGUUUCUGCCAGUACUGUAGUAGACACAUUGGUUUGAGAGUUAAAAAUUAACUACAUCCUAGCAUUAAUAAAUAUAUAAAUUGUUAAACACUGUUUGUUUUUAGUGUCAAAUUUUAUUACUAUGUUAUAUAUGGCUUUCUGAUGGUAAUAUAGACUUUCAUAAGUAUUGCUCAUGGCUUUGUCAUAUAUAUAUAAUAUGACAAAUACCUUGAAGGACUGGUAACAGAACCAAUAAGGCUUACCAAAGUAACGUGUCACACUCUUUACAAGCUAAAUUUAUAAAUCAGUUUGUUUGCAUGUGAUUAUCAGCAUGUAAUGUUUAAUUUCACCAAACUACAUCUGCAAAAUUCAUUUUUGAACUGCACUUAAACUGCCACAACAUUUGUACCAGCACUGUGAAUGCAAAUGAAAUCCACAGUAUUGCAUGCUGCAGUCUGCUGCUUUGAAAUAGGUUCCUGCUUUCAAUGGGAGGUUUUUAAACCUUUAAGGUGUACUACAGUUUGUUGUUAAAGUUGCCAGCAUGAAUACGUUUGUGUUCCAAACAUUGUCUGCCUUAUUGACAAAUGAUUCAUGUUAUUAUAUUUGCACUUAUAUGAUUCUCUAACAUUUAGGAAAAAGGACAAUUUAUAUGCAUAUACAGAAAGAUCAUAAGAUCAGAAGGGAAAAAAGCUUUUUAUAUAUUACUAGCUACUUUGAAACUAAUAUUUAAUGUUUGUAUGACCUAGCUUCUGCUGCUACAUUUCUUUACUCAACAAAUUUUCAUCCACCUAUUUCUAACCAUUUCUUCUCUGGUUUCUACAUGAAUGACAUUAAAUAACUGUGCAAUUUUUUGUGCAUAUACAUGGUCUUUUUGUAGCUCAAAAAUUUCCCCAGUUUUGUAAAUAAAAUAUACUGUGAUGCUAAAUUCUGUAUGUUUUUAUUUCGUCUGAUUUAUAAUGAUAAAAUGUGCACAAUCUACAUGCUAUAACAUUUAGAAGAAAUUUGUAGAUAUAAUAAAAAAGAAUAGCCCUAGUAUUUGAGAUAAGCAAUAUAGGAAAGUCAGGACUUUGGACAUGUUAAUUUAUGUAACUAUUUAAUUCCUCUUUGACUGUAGAUUAAGCAAAAAUAGUGAAAUAAGUUCAGUGAAGAUUUGUAAUUUGUAUAAGUGUCUACAGAUCUGAAUUUGUGAAAACAGUCUUUAAUAAGUGAUGUAUUGACACAUUCCUUUUUUCCCUGUGGGUGUGUGUUUACUGGAUUCACAAAAUAAAUUGUAGCUAAAUUCACUGAAAGACAAAUGUAAAAGCUGUUUGUGAACCCAUUUUUGCAUACUUGCAUAUUUGGAUUCCAAAACAUGGUGGGACCAAUAUUUUGUUUCUAUGUUUAGACAUAGAAUAUUCUAUGGUUAGACAUCUGAAUUGAUUUAAUACUUAGAAAUAAUAAAAAAAAAACAUACUUUAAUUCUUUGCUUGAGGAACAAUUUCACUUUUACCUGAGUAUAUUCAUAGAAAAAAAAGUUUCACAUAGAAAAAAAAGGUUCACUGGAUAAUUAAGCUUCCAAAAAGGGUUCUACUCGGAAAUCAUUCUGUUUGUAAAGGGCUUUUUAAGGGACAAACGUAGGGCCAUUAUUGGUUCAAAAUUUUCUAACCAUGUAGCUUAUUUACUUCUUAAGAGUUUAAAACUACACAUAGGCAUUUGGUCUGGUUAACAAAACAAAGGUUGUUGAGCACAGGAAGCAUUUGAAGUAGUGCCUUUAAUAAAGCUAGAAAUUGAUUCAGCAGAUAGAAGCAUUGUGCUGGACAGUCUCACAGCCACACAGGGCUUAACCAGGCAAAAGCAGCCACACUUUAUAAUCUAUUAUUCAGCACAGCUCCACUGCCUUUCCACAGACUUUUAGAGAAGGAAACAGGAAAAGAAAAGAAUUUAUAUUCUUUUUAUAUAAGGUCCCCCUUUUUACAUACAGUGUAUAGCAAAAACAAAAGAAUUGACCCUGAACAUUCCAAUACUUUUGGAAGGGACUGUCUUUCCCUUUGGAGCUACAGCUCUAUAUUUUGUCCUUCAUUAUUUUCCACAGCAAUGUUGUGUCUUUACUGUUAUAAAAACUUAUAACCUCUUUACCCUUUAUGUAAAAUAAGCUAAACACACAGAGAACACAGCAAAUCCCUAUAAUUAGGUGAUUAUUGUAAAUGUACAAUAGUGGUAGGGUUUAAUAAUGCAUAAUGUAUGUCUAGUGCAGUUGUACAUUGCUGGCAGUAGUACUCAGUGAUGGUAUCAACACAGAAGAAAUGGGAAUGGAGUGUUUUGUGAAUCAUAUCCACAUUGGUACAGGCUAAAUGAGCGCUAUUUAUCUACACACAUUGUUUACUCAGCAAUCUUCGCUGUAUGAAUGUUCUUAUCCAGUUGAAGAAACUGCACUAAUGUGGAAGGGAAGCCUUCCAACAGAGAGCCACAUAAGUAACCUAUUAGCAUUAGUGCAUAUGAAGUAGUGAAAAAAAGCAGUUGCAAAGACAUUUUGUUUGAUUACUUCAUCAACUGGUAGCUGUCUUUAGAAUGGUUUUAUUACGCAUCUCAUGGUUACCAUUCUGCUAUCAAAUAUUUAUAAACCAAAUCACGGUAUGAAUUCAGUGGACUUUGUAAUUUGAUAUGAAUGGCUUCAUGGUGAAGAUCAUAUCUGACAUUUGCUCUUUUUAUGUAUAGUAUAACAUCCAUCCAGCCAUUUUCCAUGCCGCUUAUCCUACACAGGGUCAUGGGGGAGCCUGGAGCCUAUCUCAGGGAACUUGAGACACCCUGGACGGGAUGCCAACCCAUCACAGGGCACAAUCACACGCACAUUCACACACUAUGGACAAUCUGGAAAUGCCAAUCAGCCUACAACGCAUGUCUUUGGACUGGGAGAUGAAAUUGGAGUACCUCUGAAGCAUGGGGAGAACAUGCAAACUCCGUGGACACAGGGUAGUAGCCGGGAUUCAAACCCCCAACUCCGGAGAUGAGAGGAAAGAAAGAUUUUAACUGCAGAAAACAACAGCACUGUCUGUUACAUACGAAAAACUUUACAGUGUUUUUCUUUAGUUGAAAUCUGAUGAUAGUGAAGAUAGUCAAUGACUGCUGGCUAUGCAACAUGUUUCCCUAAAAAGAAGAGCAAUAUAUAAAUCGGUAUUUGUUUAUUUUAUUUUUUGUACAUCACAUGACCACCUACUAUGCGUCCUGUGUAGGACUGUUUUCAUAUUUCAAUACAUUUUACUGACUAUUCAUUUAUACAUGAAUUUGUGAUGCUAUUUCUUCAACACUGCUUAAUUAGGCAGUUAGAUAUGCACAAGCUGGAGGUUGAUUAUUUCACUGAGAUUAAAAUUUCUCAACCAUUCAAAAGUCUGAUCCACUCAUAGUGGCUUAGCCAAGAGGUGUGACUUUAUCCUUGUGUUUAUGUGUGUAAAUCUCGGUUCUUUCAUGCAUGCUCCUAACCCAUAGCACACUUUACUCUGCAACGACACGAACUAGAGUCCAAAGUGUUCAAACACUCUUCACAUGUGAGCUUGAAAGUGCUCCAGUACAGCAAUGAAUUAAAAUUUCAGCAGGCAGACUGCACUAAAAGAGAUUUCCAAGCCGUGAUGCUGAAAAAUUCAUCUGAGUUUCCAUGGCUGACAUUAUGUAAUUCUAUUUCUUAUAUGUGGUUAAUAACCUUAUAUGUGGGUGCAAAUCAGUGUAUACAUCAAUCAAGAUAAAAGCCAUGUUAUGUACAAUUUAAAGAAUUAAGAAAAGGAAAUAAUCCCAUAAUAAUUCCUGUCUCUGUCUGUCUCUAUACCUCUUACUUUAAAUUGUAUUUACAAUUUGUUGCAACAUUUAUUUAUGAUGGUCUGUAUCAUAAACCACAUGCACUGAAAUGAUCAACAGUAACAGUAGGCUUUGUCUUAUAAUAAAAGUAAUUAUUAGUAUUUAUUACAUACAAUUAUUAGUAAAACUAAUAAAAGUCUUCUCUACAGACUGCUAUAUAAAGAGGAAACUCUUUUCUAAAAGAAAAUAUCCACUGUUUUAAAGCAUUUGUCUCUUUUUUACACUCAUGUUUAUAUGUAAGGACUGAACAUUUUUGUUCAGUGUCUGGUACUGAAUAUGUAACAACAAUAUUUAAUAGUUUCCUCAAA
Messenger RNA from Pangasianodon hypophthalmus (striped catfish), 7578 nucleotides. RefSeq names its product phosphodiesterase 11a, like (gene pde11al). The coding region runs from base 162 to 2876 and encodes 904 amino acids. Gene Ontology annotation, biological process: signal transduction. The record is from RefSeq and is a predicted model, not a curated record. Gene Ontology annotation, molecular function: 3',5'-cyclic-nucleotide phosphodiesterase activity; protein binding. The transcript has 20 exons. NCBI's taxonomy places the organism in Eukaryota, Metazoa, Chordata, Actinopteri, Siluriformes, Pangasiidae.